GAAGGAGACCCACAGCUCUGUGGUUGUAGAACUUGAACUCUGUGUUCAGCCAGGUGCCCUGCUCCCUCCAGCACCAUGCCUUACAACUGCUGCCUGCCCAACCUGAGCUGCCGCUCCACCUGCUCCUCCCGGCCCUGCGUGCCCCCCAGCUGCCACACCUGCACCCUGCCUGGGGCCUGCAACAUCCCCGCCAAUGUGGGCAACUGUGGCUGGUUCUGUGAGGGCUCCUUCAAUGGCAGCGAGAAGGAGACCAUGCAGUUCCUGAACGACCGCCUGGCCAGCUACCUGGAGAAGGUGCGUCAGCUGGAGCGGGAGAACGCGGAGCUGGAGAGCCGCAUCCGGGAGUGGUGCCAGCAGCAGGUGCCUUUCGUGUGUCCCAGCUACCAGUCCUACUUCCGGACCAUCGAGGAGCUCCAGCAGAAGAUCUUGUGUAACAAGUCAGAGAAUGCCAGGCUGGUGGUGCAGAUCGACAAUGCCAAGUUGGCCUCAGAUGACUUCAGGACCAAGUACGAGACAGAGGUGGGCUUGCGGCAGCUGGUGGAGUCGGACAUCAAUGGCCUGCGCAGGAUCCUGGACGAGCUGACCCUAUGCAAGUCCGACCUGGAGGCCCAGGUGGAGUCCCUGAAGGAGGAGCUGCUGAGUCUCAAGCAGAACCACGAGCAGGAAGUCAACAUCUUGCGCUGCCAGAUUGGAGACCGCCUCAACGUGGAGGUGGAUGCAGCCCCAACUGUGGACCUGAACCGUGUGCUCAACGAGACCAGGAGUCAGUAUGAGGCCCUGGUGGAGACCAACCGCAGGGACGUGGAGGAAUGGUUCACCACCCAGACUGAGGAGCUGAACAAGCAGGUGGUGUCCAGCUCGGAGCAGCUGCAGUCCUGCCAGGCAGAGAUCAUCGAGCUGAGACGCACGGUCAACGCCUUGGAGAUCGAGCUCCAGGCCCAGCACAACCUGAGGGACUCCCUGGAGAACACGCUGACAGAGACUGAGGCGCGCUACAGCUCUCAGCUGAACCAGGUGCAGUGCAUGAUCACCAACGUGGAGUCCCAGCUUGCUGAGAUCAGGUGUGACCUGGAGCGGCAGAACCAGGAGUACCAGGUGCUGCUGGACGUCAAGGCCCGGCUGGAGUGUGAGAUCAACACGUACCGGGGUCUGCUGGAGAGUGAGGACUGCAAGCUUCCCUGCAACCCAUGUGCCACAACCAAUGCAUGUGACAAGCCAAUAGGGCCUUGUGUCUCCAAUCCUUGUGCCCAACGUGCUUGGUGUGGACCUUGCAACACCUUUGUGCGGUAGUGGCCCUGGUGCCAGGAGGAGGAGAAGGGUUCCAAAGUCACAUCUCAACUCUACUUAAUACAAGCAUCUCCUAACGUGACCACACUUUGGACAAAGGAAGAAUUUCUACCAGUACCAGCUUCUAAGUGUCAACUCUGCCUUUCACUGAAUUUCCUGGCUGGAUCCUUUAGAAUGCAAAGUACUUAUCAGCUUCUUCUGUCUUCUGAGCACAUAGAGAAAUCUACAGCAGGAUUGGGCAAUAUCUAUUAUCACAAUUACACACUUGCAUAACAUGUUCUGCUUGAACAAAUACUUAUUUAAAUGUGAUUUCAAAAUAAUGACAUGAAAGUGUAAUGGAGCCAAAAGGCAGGUUAUAAAACUGAACAUAAUUGGGAAAAAAAUCUUCCUUGUCACUCUUUUGGUCUUUGGAGAUACAGUAAGGAUCCCUUGUUAACUUCCUAAUAAACUCUUAUUCUUGCACAAAUAUGA
Molecule: messenger RNA, 1758 nt
Organism: Nyctereutes procyonoides (raccoon dog)
Lineage: Eukaryota; Metazoa; Chordata; Mammalia; Carnivora; Canidae
Gene: KRT33A
Product: keratin 33A
Exons: 7
Coding region: 76-1290 (404 amino acids)
Molecular function (GO): structural molecule activity
Source: RefSeq, a predicted model, not a curated record